ACGAUGAUGCUUGUGACGCUGUGAACGAGCCUGAGCAAUCCGUCUUUUUGGAACAUCUACACGCAAUGCAACAGUAAAGCGUGCUACAUAAUUUUGAUUGUUCGCGGCAAAUCAGGAAAAAGGCCGCGUUGAAUUGUGUUGAUUAGAAGACGUUUUAUAUCAAUUGUAGCAUGGCCACCAGUGCCAAGAGGCCAUCCCUUGGGACCGUGGUGGCGCCGCCACGCAAGAAGACCAGCCCCAAACCUGAGCUCACCGAGGAGCAGAAACAGGAGAUCAGAGAGGCCUUUGAGCUCUUUGACACCGAGGGCUCCGGCCACAUAGAUGUCAAAGAACUGAAGGUGGCCAUGAGAGCUCUGGGGUUUGAGCCCAAGAAGGAAGAGAUCAAAAAGAUGAUCACAGAGGUGGACAAAGAAGGCUCCGGAAAAAUAUCCUUCACCGACUUCCUUUCUGUUAUGACCCAGAAAAUGGCAGAGAAGGAUUCCAAAGAAGAGAUUCUGAAGGCUUUCCGGCUAUUUGACGAUGACGAGACGGGUAAAAUAUCAUUCCGCAACCUCAAGCGAGUGGCUAAAGAACUGGGAGAGAACCUCACUGAUGAUGAACUACAGGAGAUGAUUGACGAGGCAGACAGGGAUGGAGAUGGAGAGGUCAACCAGCAGGAGUUCUUCCGCAUCAUGAAGAAGACCAGCCUGUACUGAUCACCGUAACCCCUCUUCACAGGCAGGGGGAAGGGGUUUCAUGAUAUUACAUUGUGUACUCACAACAUCCGGAGAGUUUUCUAGAAAGCAGGGGUCCGUUUCCCAAAAUGGGGAGAAAAAGGAAGUUAGCAACAGUGUUAAGAAAAUUUUAACUGCUUAAGUAGGGUGGAUGUUCAUCUGGACUUUCGUUCUUUAAAUCGCAAACUAAGCAGUAGCUUUGUAAGUAUUCAGCGAGCGGUCAGAUACAUUUGUUGCACUGCAAAAAACAUAGAAACUCAAAUUAAGCCAGUAGUUUCCCUUUGGGACUAAUGAAGUUACUCCGCAAGUAAAAAAAUCUUUUGUGGAUUUGGGAGGUAUUUCUCAACAUGAGCAUUACAUUUACUUAAAAUCAGCCACUGAAUAACAGUAGAUGAUAUUUGUGUGUAUUUUAUCUAUGACAUGGAACCUUGGCUAUUGUUGUUGUAUCCUUGCAACAAAGUGGCAGGAUGGAUGAGAGGUUACGGUGCUAGGCAGCAAAGGGACCAUUCAAUCCUGUCUGAAGCGGCAGUUUUGCCACAUUUUUACAGCCAGAUAUGUUAUACAAAAUACUCUCAAAUAUCAGUUAUGUUUGCAACUAUGAAGAUUUGACCUCACUCAACUGCUAGUCGCAGAAAUAGAAAACUAUGUUAAUAUAAAAUGUAAUGGAUUUUUUUGUAAUUGCAAGGAGAUCAUGGUAAUGGUUUUGUAUCGUAUAUACCGGUAAUUGCACACUUCAAGUUUCACCCACAGCUUUUCUGGGGAACAAAUUGAGAGUUGUUAACUGAGAGAGCUGUUCAUGAGAAACGGACCCCUGCUUUUGGUGCUUCAGUACGUCAACUCCUGGCCUGUGGUGCCUCCCGAUAGUCAUCUUUUGGAUUUAUUCUCCUAUGAAAAUGGAGCAUAGUUUGUUUACUAUGAAAUCUUGCCAAAAUAUAAAAUUUUAUCAAAGUAUUAAUUACCUAUUAAAUGUUAUUGGCAUGGGUUGUCGUAUUUAGAAUCUGUCACGGGUCAUUGUGUUUCUGUAAAUUCAUUUUAAAUAUUGGAGGACAGGAUAAUCAGUGUGUUGGAGAGUGGGUGUGUCAGAGCUAAUAUGAGUUUUUGGGGUCCACAAUGUUGUCCAACCUGAGCUUCUUUAUCAGUAUUGUUUAAAUCACAAAGUACACCCGUUUUGUUAAUAGUUCAUUUGGGGUUAAGCACCUGCAGUGCCUACAUCUGAUUGGAACAAAAAAGACUGGAAAACAUUGUUGGAUUCCACACAAUUCCACGUUUUAUGUUUCAGAAGAAUAUAUCAUGUAGAUUUUUUUUCUCUUUUGUUUCACAGAAUUUCCACUGCUUGCAGCAGUUUUGCUUGCUAUAGUCUUUUCAGGGAGUUUGGUCUGGUUUCUUAAGGCUGAUAUAUUGCCUUUGUGCCUGAGUCGUGACCGACAGUGUUAAGCUUCACAGAGGUUCCAAAUCUCCUCCUCUGCCCUCGCUUACAAGUAUUUGAUUACAAAAUGUUCUGUUAAAAUGUGUGCUUUUUAUUUAUUUAAUUUCGAUGUACCUCCUUUGUACACUUUGCUCUUAAGUAUUGAAUGUUUUGUAUUUUACUGUGUAUGAAGUUACAAACAAUUAUUUAAGGUAUCACUAUCAACAUAGUUGUAUAUUGAGCAAAUCCUAUUGUUUUGUCUUUAUUUGUGGAA
This is a messenger RNA of Engraulis encrasicolus (European anchovy), 2392 nucleotides long. RefSeq lists its product as uncharacterized. Gene Ontology annotation, biological process: mitotic cell cycle; nucleotide-excision repair; centriole replication. The transcript has 5 exons. Gene Ontology annotation, cellular component: centrosome; centriole. Lineage: Eukaryota; Metazoa; Chordata; Actinopteri; Clupeiformes; Engraulidae. The record is from RefSeq and is a predicted model, not a curated record. Gene Ontology annotation, molecular function: calcium ion binding. The coding region runs from base 171 to 695 and encodes 174 amino acids.